UUUCUAAAAGAUUGGUUAUGUGUUGCGUACACUUUCCAAUUCAAUUCCAAAACGAUAUACCUAUGUACCGGUAUUGUUAACUUGUACUAUCGUUGAUAUUAACAUUAAUACGUAGGCAUCAUGAAACUUGUUAGGUUUUUGAUGAAGUUGAGCCAUGAAACAGUUACAAUAGAAUUGAAAAAUGGUACUCAAGUUCAUGGAACCAUUACUGGCGUUGAUGUAGCGAUGAAUACACAUUUGAAAUCAGUUAAAAUGACAAUAAAAAAUAGAGAUCCAGUCCAAUUGGAUACCCUUAGUUUAAGAGGAAACAAUAUAAGGUACUACAUACUACCAGACUCAUUGCCUUUAGAAACAUUAUUAAUUGAUGAUACACCAAAAGCUAAAGCCAAAAAGAAAGAAGCAGCUCGAGGAGCUGCAAGAGGUAGAGGACGUGGAGGAAGAGGAGCUAGGGGUGGUCGUGGUAGAGGAAGAGGACGAGGAAGACGAUAAUAAUGUUAACUUUUCAUUCCAAAAAACAAGAAUAUUUGGUUAAAUUCAUUUGUCAGUGGCAUUUUUCAUGUACUAAAAACUUUUUCUUUUUUCUUUCAAUUAAUAAUCAUUUAUGAACUAUUUAGAACUAAAUAUAUCGAUUAAGAUAUUUAUGAGAAUCAGAUUCCAAUUAAUUGUAAUGAUUUGUAAUCAUCUAUUAAUUUUAAAUGAAAGUUCUAAUCAGGAAUGUAUUAAUC
Molecule: messenger RNA, 725 nt
Organism: Phymastichus coffea
Lineage: Eukaryota; Metazoa; Arthropoda; Insecta; Hymenoptera; Eulophidae
Gene: SmD1
Product: probable small nuclear ribonucleoprotein Sm D1
Exons: 4
Coding region: 121-489 (122 amino acids)
Biological process (GO): spliceosomal snRNP assembly; RNA processing
Cellular component (GO): pICln-Sm protein complex; U12-type spliceosomal complex; U4 snRNP
Molecular function (GO): RNA binding
Source: RefSeq, a predicted model, not a curated record